Molecule: messenger RNA, 1877 nt
Organism: Perkinsus marinus ATCC 50983
Lineage: Eukaryota; Perkinsozoa; Perkinsida; Perkinsidae
Exons: 6
Coding region: 6-866 (286 amino acids)
Biological process (GO): carbohydrate transport
Cellular component (GO): membrane
Molecular function (GO): sugar transmembrane transporter activity
Source: RefSeq, a predicted model, not a curated record
CGUCAAUGGAGGCCGCCUCAGCGGCUGCUGCCUUUAGCGUUGCUAAUGAUACCUAUGGUGUUGCGGGAGGUUUAUCCCUGCAUGAGUUGUUGGGAUCAAUAGCGCCUAUACUUGGCACGGUCGGAUCGGUUCUCUCGGUGAUACAAUACUUGUCUUGCAUACCGACAUUGGUUGAAGUGUCGAGGAGGAAGAGUACGGGAAAACUGUCGGCGAUGCCCUACUGCACGACAUCCCUAUUAUCAUUACUUUGGAUUACAUAUGCUCUUAUGGUACCUGGGAGGAUGGCAAUACUCGGCAUCAAUGCGGUAGCGUUGGGUUUCAUGGUCGUUUAUAUGUCUGUCUUCUUGCGUUACACAGAUUGCAAGAAGCAGACUAUGGUGAAGUACAUGAGUGUGUUAUUGUGCUAUGGCGCAGUGAUUAGUGUUGCCGUUUUGUUUGCGACAUCCGUUGCAAGUUUUCUUGGCAACUGCUGCGUCCUAGUCAGCAUCACCAUGUAUGCGUCACCGUUGGCAGUUGUUCCAACUAUUAUAAAGACCAGGGAUUCAUCGUGUAUGCCCCCACUAUAUUCGUUCACAGGCUUCUUGGCCGCUCUGGUAUGGUUCGGCUAUGGUCUGGGUUCUGGGGACUUCCAUGUGUGGAUUCCGAAUGGCACUGGUUCGAUCCUUUGCCUGGCUCAACUCGUUAUUUGGGUGAUCUACCGCACUCCGUACUCCUCUAAAAGCGAGGAAGUUGAGUAUUACGAUGACGUCAAGCCUUACGGUGCUUCUGAAUAUUAUAGUGUGGCCGACACUGACGUGCCUGACUACAUCAGUGUCGAUUCUAACUCUACUGUCUCAAGCGCCGCCUACUUGCUAUUGGAUCCCUGAUUUCGAAAAGAAUGUAUCCAAUUCGUGCUCGUAUCGCUGACCUGCCCCCUCGCAAUUUUAACGAUGUUUUCAUCAGAGUGAGGGCGGCGGUCGUAAGCUUGCACGGGAAGUCUGUAUUCUAUCAACUUGUCAUUACCGAGACUCGUAUUUGCAUUCCGCAAGGCCACAGGUGCUACCGAUGUUUUGUAUCAUCAUAAGUACCUUGGUCGGCUUUGCUGGAGUCUCAGUCGUCUUUAGCUGUUCUUUUUGAUCAUUAUCUGAUAUCUACGAUAGAGCUGCGUGAGCUCGCGCAAUUAGCUCUAUGUAUAGAGAAAGGUUCACCAGGAGUGGCCAGAGCUCAUCAUCCACGUUGUACGUGCAUAUGAUGGUUUUUCACAGAGUCAGCGAUAAUCUACUUGCUAUACAGUUAAUAUAAUCGCUCCUUCUCCUCUCCCAUUCGGACGUUUUAUCUCGGCAUUCACAACAGUACAUAAUUCACUGCAUCUCGAGAAGCGUCUUUGUUGAACCAUGCUCGUUGCUACGUUGUGGCAUGAGUCAUAUUCUUAACCUCUUUUUAUAUACGUGGUAAUAAGUUGCUAGCAUGAGCGAGUGAUCGCGGUAGUAAGCGACCUAUGGUUCUUACUGCUACUUCCAUUGUAGUCGAUUUCCUAUAGGGCAGGUUAAUCGGCUCGUGGAGAUCCGCGAUCAAACGGUUCGAAGAUGAUGGACCGUCGCUCCUCUGGCUGUUGCUAUUUAUCUCUGUAGACAAGGUAUUUUCUGACGUUUAUACUCUUGUUCUACGAAAAAUUGUGACGGUUAGACGAUCCACAGCAUUCUGUUAUUAUUUAUCUUCACCUUUACACAGCGUUUCAGGUGACUCACGGGGACGACUGUGCUACUGUUGACAAUCUCAACUUGCUUUACUGGCAGCGCACCCUCCAUACAUCACUAUCGGGUGCUGUCCAUUCGUAGUAAGUCCUGUGUAGAAUAUUUGUUGUAGCUCAGUGAUCUGUGAUUGAGCGAAAAUUGGGC